UGCAGUAUGAUCGGUCUGAUGCUUGGAACCUGUAUCGCCUUCUAUGUUGUCAUCGCUGACUUGGGCUCUAAUUUCUUUGCUCAGCUGUUAGGUUUACAGGUGACGGGCAGUUUCCGUGUGGUUCUGUUGAUUGCCGUCUCGCUGGUAGUUGUCCUCCCACUGAGCCUGCAGAGGAACAUGAUGUCCUCCAUCCAGUCCUUUUCAGCCAUGGCGCUCAUGUUCUACACCCUGUUCAUGUUCACGGUGAGCCCAAACCCACACAGCUGCUCUCUCUGUUCACUACAUGGCAGCAGAAUCAGUAAG
Messenger RNA from Cyprinodon variegatus (sheepshead minnow), 303 nucleotides. RefSeq names its product putative sodium-coupled neutral amino acid transporter 10. NCBI's taxonomy places the organism in Eukaryota, Metazoa, Chordata, Actinopteri, Cyprinodontiformes, Cyprinodontidae. The transcript has 2 exons. Gene Ontology annotation, biological process: amino acid transmembrane transport. Gene Ontology annotation, molecular function: amino acid transmembrane transporter activity. The annotation marks the transcript as partial. The record is from RefSeq and is a predicted model, not a curated record.